UUGGCAGAGUUCCACGCAGCCCUCAUGCAGGCUGGCCACGGCGACUACCACAACCUCAGCAACAACAACAACACCAGCGCCAGCAGCAUCACCUCUGCCACCACCACCACCACCGCCGCAGCAGCAGCAGCACUGAUCACGUGGUUCUGGGCAGCGAGGACUUCCAGGGGCAGAUCCCCACCCACCUGAGUGUGCGCACCACGUCAGCUUCUGGCGUGGAGUCCAGCGACUCUGACGUCAUCCGUCUGCCGCCCGUGGUGGUCAAGGAGAUGGCGGACGGCGCCGCGGCCGCGCCUGGGGCCGCACAGGAAGAGAUGGCCAAGAGCGCAGACGUCGGGAAAGUGAGAUCUCCUAGCACCGAGGAGCCCAAAGGCCACGACACAGACGAGGAGAUCGAGGCUGCCUUCCGAGAGGCCCACAGCUCCAAAUCACCCGGGACAGCAGCUCAGAGCGAGGCCCGUCUUUCGACGAGGACACAGACCGCGAGAACAGCUCCUCGUCCAAUCAGACGGCCCCGGGGUCAGGGUCGGGGUCAGGGUCGACCGCCAUGGGGGCCAAAGGUCGCGCCCCUGACGCCGCCAUCUCCUCCCACUACCGCGGCGACGCGGAGAACCCCAGCGCUUUCCGCCAGGUGGAGCAGAGCAAGAACAGGGAGAGUGGCGGGGCGGGAGCGGGGGAGGCGGAUCCUGACGUCGUCACCUCCUCCUCCUCCCCUUCGUCACGUGACAAGAAGUCGUCUGCUGCCUCAACAACAAGAGACGACGCCCACAGCCCGUCGUCCCGAUCGCAGCCGACCCCGAAAGGUCAUCAAACAGCUUCCCCUCGUUCAGGAGCGGCGCGGCAGCAGCAGCAGCAGAGUCCGGAACCCCACCCCCGGAAACACAUCACGUCCGCUUCCGCCUCCUCCCCCUCGGCUGGAGCCACGCCCACCGCGUCAUCCGCCGCCACCGCCCCCUCCUCCUCUACGUCACAGCAGCGGGGGGAAGAAGUCGGGGGAGACAACGACUCUAUUUCAGGGGAGAUCAAUCCCGUUGUGUUGGACGCCAGCUCCGUGCGGCUGUUUAUCGCGCUGUUUGACUACGACCCCGCCACCAUGUCGCCCAAUGUGGACUCCAUAGACGAAGAGCUGCCGUUUCGGGAGGGUCAAAUUCUCAAAGUGUUCGGGGAUAAGGACCCGGACGGCUUCUACAAGGGCGAGAGUCAGGGCCGGGUGGGGUUCAUCCCGUGCAAUAUGGUCUCCGAGGUGCAGAUUGAUGACCCCGAGCUGGUCGAGCAGUUACUUAAGGAGACGGCCGAGACGCCGGCUGCUGGCCAUAGUGUGGCCAGCAUCCCGCCUGUUGUCCCAGCAGACGCCUUGGGCGACGGACAGCUCGCCUUGAGCGACGGACAGCUUACUCCUAACGGCGUGGUCAGCGUGCCCCGGGAGGGACCCAUGAGGAAGAUGAUCGCCAUGUACGACUACGACCCGCAGGAACUCUCACCAAACGUGGAUGCAGAGCUGGAGCUGUCUUUCAAGACCGGUGACACAGUGCUCAUCUACGGCGACAUGGACGAGGACGGCUUCUUCACGGGCGAGGUCAACGGUCAGCACGGCCUGGUGCCCUCCAACUUCCUGCAGCCCGCACCGCUCUCCGACGACGAGGGGCUGGAAAGUGCCAGUGUGGUGUCCGCCCCGCGCUCCAGCUUCCGAAAGUGAGUGACCAGCCUGCCACAGGCUCAGAGUCCGGGAGCCCGGCCAAGACCCCGGGGGCGUCGGCUGCCACGCCGGAAGUGACCAAAGCAGACGGCGGAGGACAGACCAGCCCCGCCAGCCCCUCGGAGGACGAGAAGCCCAAGAAAAAAGGAGGAUUUCUGAACAAGAGCAGAAACAUUUUCAAAAAGUUUACCAGAUGAGGAGAGUGAUUAGAUUUGAAACCGUUUGUGUAGUGUGUGUUUGGUCGUUAUUAUGAUGUGUUUUUUAAAAGGCGGAGAGGGAAUUGUUCGUUUGGUUGUUUUCUGCGCAGCGAAAGUGUGAGAAAAGGAUGUAGAGAAAGUGGGAAUGAGAAAGGGUUAAGAGUGUUGAUGAUAGGAUGAACAGAAGCAUUGUUUGCCUCGAGUACGCUAUUUAUAGACAAGUCUUCUGUUCUGCUUCUGUCUCAGAACAGUUUGUAAAUUAACAGGACAGAAUCUUGUCGUGGUGUUUUCAGGGAGGAAGAAAGAGAGAGAGACUGAGAGAGACUGAGAGAGAGAGAGAGAGAUAGAGAGAGAGCGAUAUUGGUAUUUAAUAACUCCCUUGACAUUUUUUCUCUUUUUAAUAAUGGAGACUAAGGGUACAGCGGCGCCGAAUGUUGGACUGUGGACAAAAUUAAAGUCAAUGACUAAUCUCGCUCAACAAAUUAACAGUGGAAGAAAUAGAGGAAUCCGUGAGGCAUCGUGGUAAAAUCAGGCGCUCGUCAUAAUAAUCAAAUCAAAGAAACUGGCAUUUUUCUAGGCUUUUGGCAAUUUCAUUUUGAAUUUGCUGUUUUUUGGCUCAACGCCUUUCAUGUCCUUUUAAAAACACAUCUCAUUGUUGAUUUUUCUGAAAAUCAUUGAUUAAAGGCACAAAAAAUGUAAAUUUACAGUUUCUAAGGACUGUCGAGCUUUUGAAACUUUUGCAGCCAUUUUCUCGUUAAUUUUACCUCUGAAACUAGGCGACCCCCACCUUCUUCAAUCGCAAUUCUCUCAACUUCUAUUCAUGACUGAUGAGUGUUUUCUUCAUCGGAAGCAAGACAAAUGAACAAGCUUUAAAAUGAUACCAAUAAAUCUACAUGUCCAAAAAUUGACAAGAGCCUGAUUCCACUGCGUCGUGACACAAAGUGUCUUGAUGGAGGCGUAAAACACUUUC
Aplysia californica (California sea hare) is the source of this 2863-nucleotide messenger RNA. Its product is annotated as RIMS-binding protein 2. NCBI's taxonomy places the organism in Eukaryota, Metazoa, Mollusca, Gastropoda, Aplysiida, Aplysiidae. Gene Ontology annotation, molecular function: protein binding. Gene Ontology annotation, biological process: neuromuscular synaptic transmission. The record is from RefSeq and is a predicted model, not a curated record.